Molecule: messenger RNA, 708 nt
Organism: Tremella mesenterica DSM 1558
Lineage: Eukaryota; Fungi; Basidiomycota; Tremellomycetes; Tremellales; Tremellaceae
Exons: 5
Coding region: 1-708 (235 amino acids)
Source: RefSeq, a predicted model, not a curated record
AUGCCGCCCAGACGCUCAAAGAAAAUCGUCGAAUCACCUUCCCCUUCGAUACCGGAUGAUGAUGAAGUGGAAGAGGAUGCUGGGAGUGAUGCCGAAGGUGAAUCUUACGAAUCCGAGGAAGAAGGUGUGGGUAGGGGACAAUCAGGAUUAUCAAGUGUGAUAGCUAGUGAAGAUAUGGAUAUCGACGCUGAAGGUGAAGAUGAAGAACCUAACAGUGCCGAUGUCAGUCGAGUUGGUAGCGGGAGUGGGAGUGGGAGUGCAGAAGGGAGUACAUCAACAUCUCGUGAAAGACAACCAAGUCCAAUCAAGAUCACCUUACGUGUAAGCCAAAGUAAAGAAGUUGAUACAGGAGGAAAACGACCCUCAAGGGCAGCAGCGAAAAAGGGGGCGAAAAGAACUAAGAGAGCAACUAUGGAGAUUGAAGCUGCAAGUGACGAUGGUUUAGAAGAUGAAGUGGAUAUGAUAGCAACUCCAGAAGUUGACGAAAUGGACGAUACGAUGGAAGAUGAGAACGAAAGUUUUCAAUCUGUUUCUCCUUCAAAACUCACCGCGAGACAAAGAGCGAAACAUGAUAAAGGUUUACGAGAAACUUUAUUAGAACUUCCAAAUGAUCCAGGGAAGAAUAAAUUAAUUUUGACUGAAGCUGAAAAACAACUUCGGAGAGAAGAAACGGCCAGAAGGAGGAAGAGACAAAGACCAAACGAUUAA